Messenger RNA from Echinococcus granulosus, 348 nucleotides. RefSeq lists its product as hypothetical. NCBI's taxonomy places the organism in Eukaryota, Metazoa, Platyhelminthes, Cestoda, Cyclophyllidea, Taeniidae. Bases 1 to 348 code for a protein of 115 amino acids. The record is from RefSeq and is a predicted model, not a curated record. The transcript is spliced from 3 exons.
AUGAAAGUCGUUUUACUGCAUCGUUUAGAAGUAGAUGAGUGUGUUGCUUACUUGCAUUAUCAAAACAAAAAGAAAUUUCAGGCAAAGGGAUUACCUGAACUUGAAUUAACACCUCCGCUUACGAUGUGCCUUACUGACAUUGAAGUUGAAGGAUACGGUAAUGGUGAAUUAGAUCUUCCUGAUCUAUGGGACACUUUUACAACUGAUGCAUUCUCUCAAAAUGUGCUUGCUGUGAUAGAGAGCAGUCAAAGAAAAGGCGAGGAAUGUACUAUUGUAAGCAGACUUUUAAGACAGAAAUUGUCGAAUUAUUUCCAUCCAUCAUUUAAUGUGUCAAAUCUUUCUUUAUGA